CGCACCGAGGGUGCGCAGGCGGCGCCCGCCGUUUACGACAGGCCGGAAAGCAGCGGCCACAGACAACGCCGCCGGCCCGGGCCACUAUGGGGAAAAUCGCGCUGCAGCUCAAAGCCACGCUGGAGAAUGUCACCAACCUCCGGCCGGUGGGCGAGGACUUCCGGUGGUACCUGAGGAUGAAAUGUGGCAACUGUGGCGAGAUUUCUGAGAAGUGGCAAUAUAUUCGGCUGAUGGAUAGCGUGGCACUGAAGGGAGGCCGUGGCAGCGCCUCUAUGAUCCAGAAGUGCAAGCUGUGUUCAAGGGAAAACUCCAUCGACAUUUUGAGCAGCACCAUCAAAUCUUACAAUGCUGAAGACAAUGAGAAAUUCAAGACGAUAGUAGAGUUUGAGUGCCGAGGACUUGAACCGGUUGAUUUCCAGCCCCAGGCCGGGUUUGCUGCCGAGGGUGUGGAAUCGGGGACAGUCUUCAGUGACAUUAAUCUGCAGGAGAAGGACUGGACUGACUAUGACGAAAAGGCUCAGGAGUCUGUGGGAAUCUACGAAGUCACCCACCAGUUUGUGAAGUGCUGAACCCUCCUCCCAUACACUUGCCUCUAGGAACUGAAAAGGGACAAUGUGCCCCAAGUAGCAGAGGCUGGUCCCUUCAACCCUUAUCCCCUGGCAGCUGUCCAGGCCCUCACAGCCUGCAGGCUGGGCUCUGCCACAGCUUCCCGAUCCCUACCAAUAAAGCUCCUGUUUGUGCUACA
Messenger RNA from Camelus dromedarius (Arabian camel), 745 nucleotides. RefSeq names its product CXXC motif containing zinc binding protein (gene CZIB). The record is from RefSeq and is a predicted model, not a curated record. Lineage: Eukaryota; Metazoa; Chordata; Mammalia; Artiodactyla; Camelidae. Gene Ontology annotation, molecular function: zinc ion binding. Bases 87 to 569 code for a protein of 160 amino acids. The transcript is spliced from 8 exons.